UCGGCUAAAGGACCUUCGAUGAUGUCACGAUCAUGUGAUCAGUCACUACAGACAAGCGACUGCUCCCGUGUAUGGUCACAUGAUCGUGACAUCAUUAAAGGUCCUUUGUCCACUGUGGUCUGGAGUCUCCUGCACAGUCAGUUUUUGGAGCACAAGAAAAAUAAAGGAAAUCACUACAAAGUACAAUUGGUCUUGGAAAAAUAUAGGUUCUUCCAUAUUAAUAUUCUGAAAAUAAUUGCCCCUCUUAUGAUUGAAAAUGGAGAAGGACAGAAACAAGAAGACUGAGCGGAUCUUAAACCUCACCCUGGAGAUCAUCUACCUGCUGACUGGAGAGGGCUAUACAGUAGUAAAGAAAUAUGAUGAGAAUACGACUCCAAACUCCAACCCCCAUGUGUCAGGACGGUGGAGUGAGAGCCAAAGCUGCAUCUUCCCUCCAUCACUGAUACAUGAGAGAAGCCAUGACCAGAAGAUCCUGGAGCUCACCAAUAAGGUCAUUGAGCUUCUGACCGGAGAGGUCCCUAUAAGGUGUCAGGACGUCACUGUCUAUCUCUCCAUGGAGGAGUGGGAGUAUUUAGAGGGACACAAGGAUCAGUACAAGGACAUAGUCAUGAUGGAGGAUCAGCAGCCCCUCACAUCACAGGAUGUCAUCCUGAACCAAGAAUGGAGCCACCUCUCCCCAUCUUCCCCAUGUAAAGAAGAAUGUGAUGUGACACAAAGUUAUUGUGAAGAAUGUCCUAUAACCCCAGAUCCACCUUCACUUAUACCCAGCACAGAUCUCUCGUCUCUCUCAUAUGAUUCCACUACUCUGGAAGAACCUCAAUCUGAUCAGUCACAAUUUACUUUUCCUGAAGGUGGAAAUAACUUUACAAAGAAAUCUCAUUUGUCUAUGCAAAAGACAAGCCACAAAACCCAGAGAAAAUAUUCAUGUUCAGUAUGUGGGAAAUGUUUCACAAAUAAACCAAAUUUUCUCGAACAUCAGAGAAUUCACACAGGGGAGCGGCCGUAUUUAUGUCUGGAAUGUGGGAAAAGUUUUACCUGGAGAUCGAAUCUUGGGGAACAUCAAAAGGUUCACACAGGGGUGAAGCCCUAUUCUUGUCAGGAUUGUGGAAAAUGUUUAUCUUCGAAAUCCCACCUUGUGGAACAUGAGAGAAUCCACACCGGGGAGAGGCCAUUUGCAUGUUCCGAAUGUGGGAAAAGUUUUGCAAUUAGAUCCAAUCUUAUAGAGCACCAGAAAACUCACAGAGGGGAGCGGCCAUAUUCCUGUUCGCAAUGCGGGAAAUGUUUCACACGGAAGCCGGAUUUGGUUAGACAUCAGAAAGUUCAUACUGGGGAGAAGCCGUUUUCGUGUAUGCAAUGUGGGAAAUGUUUUUCCAUUAAAUCCAAUCUUGCGGAACAUCAAAAAAUCCACACAGGGGAACGACCGUAUACAUGUGCGGAAUGUGGGAGAUGUUUUUCCAAGAAAUCAAAUUUAGUAGAACAUCAAAAACUUUAUGCUGGAAAAAGCCAUUUCCAUCCGUAUAGUUGAUGAAAUGUUUCACCCCAGGACCGGAGCUUCUACAGUUAUAGGACCUGGCAACUCAAUAUGGCCAUAGAUAUUGGCGACCAAUUUGGACAGUUAUGGUGGGAUUGGCCAACAAUAUGUAUGGUGGCAGAUAUGGAGGGGGUGAACCAGCCAUGUUGGACCCUAACAUUCCCAGUGUCAGCAGAGGUCAUCGGUGGGGUUGGUAUCCAGUGACCCCCACAGUCUAUAGAACAAAGGGCCCAAAACACUCAAUCAUGGUGCCCCUUCAUCCUCUGCCCCUGAGGUCUUUGAAUGGACCUUCAGUCCCACUGCACUGAAGAGUAUGAAGACAACGCAGUAUUGCGGCUCAUUCAUCCCAUUAGUCAGCGACAAACAGAUUUACAUUGGCAAAAGAGUGGGAUAGUGGGAGUAGCGGUCUUCUUUGUCCCCAAAAAUUCCAUAAAUAUCUAAUUCAUUGGUAAAGAAUAAUGUAACUCAAGUCAUAGUAUCCCCUAUUUCAGCAUUUUCCAACCAGUGUGCCUCCAGCUGUUGCAAAACUACAACUCCCAGCGUGCUGGGAGUUGUAGUUUUGCAACAGCUGGGGGCACACUGGUUGGGAUCGCUGCCCUAUUUGCUGGGACAUUCUAUACUUUUUGUUAGGUUCCUCUGACCUUUUACUCUUAAAAAGAUGAAGAGUCUGGUAUUAAUAAAUUUGCUUUACCUCUGUA
This is a messenger RNA of Hyla sarda, 2229 nucleotides long. Its product is annotated as oocyte zinc finger protein XlCOF7.1-like. Lineage: Eukaryota; Metazoa; Chordata; Amphibia; Anura; Hylidae. Gene Ontology annotation, biological process: regulation of transcription by RNA polymerase II. The coding region runs from base 257 to 1525 and encodes 422 amino acids. The record is from RefSeq and is a predicted model, not a curated record. Gene Ontology annotation, molecular function: DNA-binding transcription factor activity, RNA polymerase II-specific; RNA polymerase II cis-regulatory region sequence-specific DNA binding. The transcript is spliced from 6 exons.